Molecule: messenger RNA, 1691 nt
Organism: Priapulus caudatus
Lineage: Eukaryota; Metazoa; Priapulida; Priapulimorpha; Priapulimorphida; Priapulidae
Product: maltase-glucoamylase, intestinal-like
Exons: 6
Coding region: 602-1597 (331 amino acids)
Biological process (GO): carbohydrate metabolic process
Molecular function (GO): alpha-1,4-glucosidase activity; carbohydrate binding
Source: RefSeq, a predicted model, not a curated record
CAGCCGUGUACGCGCACUCAGCUAUCCGGUUUCAUCAAAGUGAAGUAAGCGGUGGAUGCAGAGCAUUCGGCAGUGUGUGGUGUCUGCGUCAGCGUUAGCAGUGCGUUGAGUCUGCGUCAGCAGUGUGUAGAACUUGCGUCAGGGUCAGCAGCGUGUAGAACCUGCGUCAGCGUCAGUAGUGUGUGGAGCCUGCGUCAGCGUCAACAGUGCGUGGGGUCUGCGUCAGCAGUGUGUGGAGCCUGCGUCAGCGUCAGUAACGUGCCGAACUUGCGUCAGCGUCAGUAGUGUGUAGAGCCUGCAUCAGCGUCAGCAGUGCGCGAAGACCGCGUCAGCGUCAGUAACGUGCGGAGCCUGCGUCAGCGUCAGCCGUGUGUGGUUUCUGCGUCACAGUUAGCAGUGCAUGAAACCUGCGUCAGAGUUAGCAGCGUGUGGUGUCUGCGUCAGUGGUAGCAGUGAGUGGAGCCUGCGUGACUGUGACCUGUCAUUGACACAGUCUCACAACUGUGACUUGUCAUUGACACCGUGACCUGUCGUUCACGCAUACCUGUCACCGUGACCUGUCGUUGACACCUAGCUGUGAGGUUUGUUCGCGCCUACAAUCAUGAAGCCAUCUGUGGUCGCCUUCCUCGUUGUCUUCCUCCUGCUGCUGGCGCUCGUCGUCAUCCUCGUACCGACGCUCUACUACACGCUUUAUUACAAGGGCUACGCGACGCCGCAGUGCCCUCUAGCGAACGAGACGCGAGGCUACGACGACCGCGUCGACUGCGCGCCAGAGGGCGACGUCAGCGAGGCGACGUGCGUCGAGAGGGGAUGCUGCUGGCAUCCGGUGAACGUCACCGGGAUAGAUGCCCGUCCGCCGCCGGAAUGCUUCUUCCCGUCUAACUACGGGUAUUACAUGGUAGGGGAGCCCGAACAGACGGAGAAGGGCUGGACUGCCACCAUCGAACGCCUGCACACGCCUCCUAUGUUCGGAGACGAGACGACGAAACUGAAAGUGGAAGUAGAGAUGCAGACUAAAUCACGCCUGCGGAUAAAGCUGACGGACGCUGAAAACCACCGCUACGAGGCGCCACUGCCAAUGGUUCCAGUUGAGGAGGAUUUCGACGCGUUAGAUGUCAACUCAACGAGCGAGGCCGCCUACAAUGUCACGUUCCAAAGCACGCCUUUUAGCUUGAAGGUGACGAGAAAGGAAACGGGCACUGUCAUAUUCGACACGUCGGCGGGAGCGCUCGUCUUCUCCGACUACUUCCUGCAGCUGACGACGUCGCUGCCGUCGGAGAACGUGUACGGCGUCGGCGAGCACGUGCGCGGUCGCUACCGACACGCCGCCGCCUGGAAGACAUGGACGCUGUUCAGUCAGACGUCGCAGCAUGCCCGCGAGGGAGCGAAUCUAGCCGGCGUACACCCGGUCUACAUGUGCAUAGAGGAAGGGGGAUACACACACGGAGUCUUCUUACAUAACAGCAACGCCAUGGACGUCGUGCUACAACCUUGCCCUUCCAUCACAUACCGCGCACGAUCGGCGGCAUCUUUGACUUCUACAUUUACCUCGGCCCUACACCCGAGUCGGUCUACGAGCAGCACAGCACGGCCGUAGGACGGCCCUUCAUGGUGCCCUACUGGGCUCUAGGCUUCCAGCUGGGUCGCGAGGGCUACCCGAGCAUCGGGGCCGUGUAUAGCGUAGUGCAGAG